UGCGGGGCCGGGCGCGCGACUGCACCCGGCGGCGAUGGCGGCGGACGGGGACUGGCAGGAUUUCUAUGAGUUCCAGGAGCCGGCCCGGAGCCUCGAGGACCAGGAGAACUGUAACGCGAGCCCCGAGGCCGAAGCGGGGCCGGGCGGGGGAGGCGACGGCUUCCCAGCGCUGGCCUGCAGCUUGGAGGAAAAGCUGAGCCUGUGUUUCCGCCCCUCGGGGCCGGGGGCCGAGCCCCCGAGGGCGGCCGUGCGGCCCAUCACCGAGUGCAGCCUCCUGCAGGGGGACGAGAUUUGGAAUGCCCUGACAGAUAAUUAUGGAAAUGUAAUGCCUGUAGACUGGAAGUCAUCCCAUACUAGGACCUUGCAUUUGCUUACUCUGAACCUCUCAGAAAAAGGGAUGAGUGACAGCUUGAUCUUUGAUGCCUCGGACGAUGAGGAGCUGAGAGAACAGCUGGAUAUGCAUUCAAUCAUCGUCUCCUGCGUUAACGACGAGCCCCUCUUCACAGCAGACCAGGUGAUUGAAGAAAUUGAAGAAAUGAUGCAGGAGUCACCAGACCCAGAAGAUGAUGAAACGCCCACCCAAUCAGAUCGGCUUUCAAUGCUUUCCCAGGAAAUUCAAACUCUUAAGAGGUCUAGUACAAGCAGUUAUGAAGAGAGAGUGAAGAGGCUGUCAGUAUCUGAAUUAAAUGAACUGCUGGAAGAAAUCGAGACAGCCAUCAAGGAGUACUCCGAAGAGCUGGUGCAGCAGCUGGCCCUGCGAGAUGAACUGGAGUUUGAAAAGGAAGUGAAGAACAGCUUUAUUUCUGUUCUCAUUGAAGUGCAGAACAAACAGAAAGAGCACAAAGAAACGGCCAAAAAGAAAAAGAAACUCAAGAACGGCAGCUCUCAGAAUGGGAAGAACGAGAGAAGUCACAUGCCAGGCACACGCUUCAGCAUGGAAGGGAUCUCAAAUGUCAUUCAGAAUGGCCUCCGCCACACCUUUGGAAAUUCAGGUGGAGAGAAACAGUACUUAACAACAGUCAUCCCUUAUGAGAAAAAAAAUGGACCACCGUCUGUUGAAGAUCUUCAAAUAUUAACAAAAAUUCUCCGUGCCAUGAAAGAGGAUAGUGAAAAAGUUCCAAGUUUGUUAACUGAUUAUAUACUGAAAGUUCUGUGUCCUACAUAGGGCAGCAUCACUUCAGGAACAGCUUUAUCUUUCGUGGACAACAAGCUAGAUUUCCUAUAGCAUUAUUCUGAAAGCUGGCUACCAUUACCUUCCUGCUAUUGGAAACUCAGGACACUUGUUGAACUUGGGUUUGUGAUCAGUAUUACUAGAUCAUGCCUUCGCUAAUUCUUUAUAUUAUGAACUGAGAGAACUAUGGCACUAUUUUGAAUUCUAGAGAUGGUUUCUUGUUAAAUACUAACAAUUAUGAACUCUUCUCUUUUCCAGUAAGGGGGAGUGAUGUUAAUUGUAUAUGUGCAGUUAUAUUUUUCAUUAACUGACAGUAUGCCUGUUUGAGUUUUUAUUAUGGCUUUCUAGAUCUAAACUGCACUCACUCAAGAACUAGAUGAAAGCAUUGAGAGAUUUAUACUAUAGCUAUUUUUCAGUGCUGGCAAGAAUCAACACUGAUUUUGUUAUAAGAGAAUUGUCAGUAUAAAUAUUACCUACCAGUAUUGUCCAGAAAGACUGGAACUUAAAUUUGGGGUGUUCUUGGAAGAAGGGAAACCAGAAUAUGCAGUGUCUUGGCUUAAUACUUAGUCAACAUAGAAACAGCUGGAGAUGACUGAUUCUAGAGGUUGCUACCUUUCACCAUUGUGCAAAUCUUAACCAUUAAUAUGCCAUUCACCUUCAGAAUCUUGUGUUGUUUUAACUUUAGUUUUCAAUGUUUCAUUUCACAUGUCUGUGAAGAAGUGUCCUUUAAAAGGAGUUUGUAUCCUUUAAGGUGCUUAAGAAACUGCUGCAGCAUUGCCCAUUUGCUGUUACUGUUAUAUUUUAUUCAUGCCUGUGUGUUUUUCUAAAGCAGUGAUUCUAGAAACAGCUACUCAUGGAUCCAUCACUAGUCAUGAAACACUUUUGCCAGUUCCAAUCAAGUCAAUGCCAUUUAAUAAAUGUUGAAAAAAAAAGGUAA
Hippopotamus amphibius kiboko is the source of this 2108-nucleotide messenger RNA. It is a transcript of the gene FEZ2, whose product is annotated as fasciculation and elongation protein zeta 2. The coding region runs from base 35 to 1165 and encodes 376 amino acids. NCBI's taxonomy places the organism in Eukaryota, Metazoa, Chordata, Mammalia, Artiodactyla, Hippopotamidae. Gene Ontology annotation, cellular component: axon; cytoplasm. The record is from RefSeq and is a predicted model, not a curated record. The transcript has 9 exons.